Microsporum canis CBS 113480 is the source of this 1224-nucleotide messenger RNA. RefSeq names its product acyl-CoA dehydrogenase family protein. NCBI's taxonomy places the organism in Eukaryota, Fungi, Ascomycota, Eurotiomycetes, Onygenales, Arthrodermataceae. Gene Ontology annotation, molecular function: flavin adenine dinucleotide binding; acyl-CoA dehydrogenase activity. The coding region runs from base 1 to 1224 and encodes 407 amino acids. The transcript is spliced from 7 exons. The record is from RefSeq and is a predicted model, not a curated record.
AUGGACCUGAGCUGCUUUUCACCUGAGCAGCUGAUGGUUCGCGAGUCGAUCAACAAGAUCUGUUCUGCCUUUCCAGAAGAAUACUGGGCUGAGCAUGACCGGACAGAGGAAUACCCGCACGAGCUACAUGCCGCCCUAUCAAAAGACGGAUGGAUAGGCAUCGCCUUGCCGGAGGAGCUGGGAGGUGCUGGCUUGGGCAUCUCUGAGGCUACCAUGAUGCUGCACACCAUUGCCCAGUACGUUCACACCUUGCUCUUUCUUCUUCUUCUGCUGAAGAGUGCUGACAUCGAACAACACGAUAGGAGCGGAGCUGGACUUGCAGGUGCUCAAUCUAUCCAUGCAAACGUCUAUGCUACACAGCCCGUUGCCAGGUUCGCAUCCGAGGAACAGCGGAAGAGGAUGUUGCCCCGACUUAUUGCCGGAGAGUGGAGGACUUGUUUCGGAGUUUGGAUAUCAUCAGCCCAGGUUGCCCAAAAGAUGAUUCUCCUGGCUCGAACCACGCCUGUUGAAGAAGUGAAGAAGCCUUCAGAGGGCCUCUCCCUCUUCUUCAUCGACUUUGACAAGGCCGCACCCGGCCUGGACCUACGGAAGAUCAGAAAGAUGGGGGGCCGCAGCGUGGAUGCCAACGAAGUCUUCUUUGACGGUUACAGAAUACCAGCAAACAGCCUAAUCGGAAAAGAAGGUGAGGGAUUCAAGAUCAUAGGGCCUCCUGAACUCUUAUACGUGCAGGUCCUUCAUGGUAUGAACGCAGAGCGAUGCUUGCUCGCCGGCGAAGCACUCGGCCUGGGAUAUAUUAGCCUAGAGAAAGCCGCCAGAUAUGCCAAAGAGCGAGUGGUCUUUGGCCGUCCCAUCGGUCAGAACCAGGGGAUCGCUCACCCGCUUGCCGCAGCAUACAUGAACCUCGAAGCCGCAAAGCUGGCGACAUACCAUGCUACCAAGCUCUAUGAUGCCAGCAGAACCGACUCCUCUAUCACUCAGCAGUCGGUGGGCGUAGCCUGCAACUCGGCCAAAUAUCUCGCAGCCGAAGCAGCGUUUGCCGCCUGUGAGAGAGCUGUCCUCACCCUUGGAGGAAUGGGAUACGCCCAGGAGUAUCAUGUCGAGCGCUAUAUGCGAGAGUGUUUUGUCCCUCGGAUAGCGCCUAUCAGCCGUAAUCCCAUCCUUGAACAGGAGAUGAUCAUGAAUUUCGUCAGUGAAAAGGCACUCGGCCUGCCUCGAAGCUAUUAG